AUGUCCAACGUCACUCUCGUCUCGCACCCCAUCGUUCAGAGCAAGAUCUCCGAGCUGCGCAACUCGCAGACCUCAUCGCACCGCUUCCGAGCCCUCAUCAAAGAGAUCACGACCGUGUUGGGCAUCGAGGCGACGCGGGAUCUGCCGUUGAAGGAUGUGCAAGGACUCCAAAGUCCUAUCGACAGCUACACCGGCAAGGCUAUCGCGCCCAAAAUCGGCUUGUCGCCCAUCCUUCGCGCAGGAAUCGGCAUGACUGAUCCCAUGCUCGACCUCUUCCCCGACGCAUCCGUCUUCUACCUCGGCCUCUUCCGCGAAAAGGUCUCCCUGCAGCCCGUCGAAUACUACCAGAAACUCCCGCCUCAGCCUACUGUCGACACUCUGUACCUUCUCGACCCGCUUGUCGCGACUGGCGGCACGGCCAUCGCGGCCAUCUCCAUCUUGCUCGACUGGGGCCUCGACAUCUCGCAAAUCAAGCUCCUUUCGAUCCUCGGAUCCAAGCCUGGGCUGGAAAAGGUCGCCGAGGCGUAUCCAGGACUGCAGAUCUUUACUUGCGCGGUAGACGAGGUCCUCACGGAAGAUGGCUACGUCCGGCCAGGCGUCGGCGACACGGGCGACCGCCUCUUCAACACCAAGUAG
Messenger RNA from Rhodotorula toruloides NP11, 636 nucleotides. RefSeq names its product uracil phosphoribosyltransferase. The transcript is spliced from 6 exons. The record is from RefSeq and is a predicted model, not a curated record. Lineage: Eukaryota; Fungi; Basidiomycota; Microbotryomycetes; Sporidiobolales; Sporidiobolaceae. Bases 1 to 636 code for a protein of 211 amino acids.